Pygocentrus nattereri (red-bellied piranha) is the source of this 1948-nucleotide messenger RNA. It is a transcript of the gene coxfa4b, whose product is annotated as NDUFA4 mitochondrial complex associated b. Lineage: Eukaryota; Metazoa; Chordata; Actinopteri; Characiformes; Serrasalmidae. The record is from RefSeq and is a predicted model, not a curated record. The transcript is spliced from 4 exons. Bases 123 to 371 code for a protein of 82 amino acids.
CCGCUCUCUUCUGUCAGCGCGCGCGCAUCGGAACGUGGUCUCGAGCGCUGAAUAUUAAUAAUAAUAUAUUUAACGCUUGUAGAAAUAAAAAUAAUUAUUAAAUAUUUCUCCGAAGACUGAAGAUGCUGAACGUCGUGGCCAAACAGCUCAGAAGUCACCCGGCUCUGAUCCCUCUGUUCGUGUUCAUUGGUGGUGGAGCGACCAUGUCUGUGCUCUACCUUUGCCGUCUGGCUCUGAAGAACCCAGAGUGCUCAUGGGAUCGUACCAACAACCCAGAGCCCUGGAACAAACUGGGCCCCAAUGACCAAUACAAGCUCUUCUCAGUCAAUAUGGACUACUCCAAACUGAAGAAGGACAGGCCGGACUUUUAAAGCAUUCCCAUGCUCGACUGACGGGUGCGCUCAGCACCCCAGAAGCCAAUCCGCACAAAAACCGGAGAGCAUAAAUCCACCAUGGCACUGAGGUCAUCAUCAUUUCAGACAGGGAACACAUUCAAGCUGCCUUUAUAUACAUUUGUGUGCACAAAUACAUAAAUAAACACAUGUUUUUUGUACUGUAAACGGAUUAAACCUAAACCGUAUUUAUUGCCAUGUAGUACCAGGGACUAGAAAUGGUUCAAAGAGCCAAACAGCGCUGACCCUGUUAUCAGGAGAUCACAAGUUUGAUCCCUGGUGAUGCUCAGCCAGGAGUCCAGGAGAGCACAAUUGGCCCCGGUGAGUAGGAUGGCCCUCCAACUCCCCCCAUCACAGGCGUCUGUUAGCUGGCAUAACAGAACUGGCGGUUUAAUGUUCUCCUCCUAGCGUGUAUAGCUGUCCAAUGACGUUACGUUAGCAGCAGUUCAAAAAGAUGCAGUGGUGCUUCACAGGUCUUGGAGGAGGCCUUGUGCAGUGCAGGCCUUCGCCCUCCUAGCAUUGGUGGUGUUGUGUGAUUGGGGGAGUCCUAACUAGCAGGUGGACUUGGAUACGGCUAAAAAAGCCGUGAAGGAGUGUUAACUUGACGAUAACAUAAUUUUUGAUGUUUAUUUAAAAAUAUUGCUUUGCUUUCUCAAAUGCACAGCUCCUGUAGGUUCUACAUAGUAGUGCCACAUAGAAGUACUACAUUGAUAAUAGUAAUAAUGAACGUACAACUACAGUGACUUAUUCAACGUUUUACAAACUGCACUGUACUAAAUCUACUUUAACAGGCCUAAUCAUGAUCACUUUGUGAUUAAAUAUAUAGUUAGUCAGUUUCUUCAAGUGCUGAUGAUAUGCUCAGAAAAGCAUAUAAUGAUGGCAUAUUGUCAUAUUGCCCACUCCUAUGUUCUGGACAAACUUUAUGCAAAUGAGCUGAGCGGUGCCCAAUCACAUUGUACAGCUGUGUCAUGUCCACAGUCAUGCAGUGGGAUUUAAAAAAGUUAUGAUAAAUUAUAUUUAUUAAGUUUAAAAAAACAAUAUAAUCAGUAUAAUAAUAGGUUGAUUUGGGGCCUACACUCGGACCUCCAGAGCGGUCAGCAGCUGGCUGUUAGGAAAAUGCAGCAUUAAUAUAAACUGUGUGGUUAAUGCAAUUUUGAAACAUACAUAAAUAAAAUUGAAAAGUUCAGUAGUAAGUUUACAUCGUCAUCAGAACUUUUAAAUAAUGCUGUUUUUAGGAGGUGCAGUCCCGAAACCUGGAGUUGCUGCAGCACCAUCAGCACUUCCCACCUCCCUGUUUAGGCAAAGUUUCACACUGCUACACUGUCAGACUCCAAAACAUGGUACUAGUUCUAGUCCUUGGUCAAAACACUUUUACAUACCUCAUCAGAAAUAUUUCUUCAUACUUCUUAUUUAUGAUUCCACUCUGUAAGCCAAACAGCCAUGUGCACAUGCAUGAAAGAACCGCUUCAUUUGUGCCGAAACUUCACUACAGUGUCAUUGGUGCCACUUAAUUUAUCUGACAAUAAAUAUUGACUUGAAUUCUUCAAGUGAAUCUA